Salvia splendens (bonfire salvia) is the source of this 1254-nucleotide messenger RNA. Its product is annotated as transcription factor PIF4. The record is from RefSeq and is a predicted model, not a curated record. The coding region runs from base 144 to 1079 and encodes 311 amino acids. Gene Ontology annotation, molecular function: protein dimerization activity. Gene Ontology annotation, cellular component: nucleus. The transcript has 7 exons. NCBI's taxonomy places the organism in Eukaryota, Viridiplantae, Streptophyta, Magnoliopsida, Lamiales, Lamiaceae.
CCGCGCUUUUCAUCAUAACUGCUCCCUCUCUCUCUCACUCUCUCCUGCAUUUUCCUCCCUUGUUUCAUACAGAUACAGUAUUCAAGCAAACCUCAUACUCCACUCUACCACCGCCUGUUUUCAUGUUUCUGCUUUAGCAUUCAAUGGCGAAUCUCUACGAUGACAAUUACCACUACUCUCCUCAUGAACCGGAUGACAUUUCUCUUUUCCUCCACCAAAUCCUGCUCCGAUCUAAUUCUCCACCCUCGCAUUCUCACCAAUCUCAUCCCCUUCCAACCUCUGCGCCAGAACAGCAACUAGUUAGCCAGAUCUCCGCCCUCAACUCCUGCGGCCUCGCCAAUGUGUCGCCGGAUGAUUGCGACUAUGAGAGCGAGGAAGCUGCGGCGGAGAAGCCGCGGUGCUCUACGAAGAGGACUAGGGCUGCGGAGGUGCAUAAUCUCUCUGAAAAGAGGAGGAGGAGCAGGAUUAAUGAGAAAAUGAAGGCGUUGCAAAAUCUAAUUCCGAAUUCAAACAAGACUGAUAAGGCGUCGAUGCUCGACGAAGUUAUCGAGUAUCUCAAGCAGCUCCAGCUCCAAGUACAGAUGUUAACAAUGAGAAACGGGUUAAGCCUUUAUCCUAUUUGCCUGCCGGGCAUGCUGCAGUCGGAUCAGGUUUCUCAAAUGCAGGCGGAUGUCUAUGACACAAAUAAAAACUCAGAUGUAAAUAUGAUGAAACAAGUUAUCCUGGACCAGAACAUCUUAGGUGAUUCGCCUCUCAGGCUACCAGAAAAUUUUGUUAAGCAGGAGCGCUUGUCCGAUUUCUCAACUAUGCUCAGUUCAAAAACUUCAAUGGAGGUCGAAUCAAUCAUGCAGCAGCAGGGAGCAUUUCAACUCUCCAGAUCAUUUCAAAAGAGUGAGAAGGUGUUGCUGCGUCAGCCUUUGACGGAGGAGUGCCCUCAAACUAGCUCUACUGGACCAAAAGCGGGAUCUUCAAUCGAAUUGGACACUCGGUUAUCCGAUUUGAAGGCAAAUAUUUUGGAAGGAUGUGACAUUCUUACAAGCUAUGUUAAUGACCCAGUCUUCUCAGCUCAUGACAAGUAGAAUGUCUGGUAUAUUGCAGCCACUGUUAAUUAGAAAUAGAAAGUUAGCUAGCUUCUGAUACUGGUGUUUUUUUUGUAUGGCUACCUUUUAGCAUGUAUGUGAUGGAUGCUAAAGCUAUUUUUUAUUGAGAAGCCUAGAUAUAUUUAUUUUAUGGUAUGAGUAAUUAAGAUAUCAA